AUGGUUGCACAAUUUGUUAAGACGUGUUUUGUGCUUAUGAAUUUAGCUGGUGGUUUUAGUUUCCUAGUGGCUGAUUCUGUGAAAAGGAGUCAUUUACAAGGUAAGACAAGAGUUACACGCUCGUGGUCCUCUAUUUGAACUUGAUUCAUGAACCAAAUCACUUUCACCGGAACCCGUUGCUUCUAGCUAUUAGAGAAAAUAUAUUUGAGGAAGAGACAUAAGAGCUUUUAUACAUGUUUCCUUAAAGAUAUUUUAUUAGACCACGAUGUAUCUUUUUGUUAUAAAUAAUUAGGAAUACGUCAAAACAGUCAAUAUAAUCAACUCAAUCGUAAAAUGUCGCAAUUUCAUGAUGGCUUUUUUUUGUCAAAUUUGUUUUCAGUUGUUUGGUCGAAGUUUUGAAGAAGGAAAUGAAUAUGAUUUACUUUUGCUGUUUAUCAACUCAGUUUGAAAAGGAUCGAGUUUAUUGAAAGGUGAUCGAGAGCGUAAAAGUAGAGGAAAUAAGAUUCAUCUGGAAUUUUGGUUAAAUCAAAGUUAUUUCAGUGUAAAAAAAAGUCGUCAGCAGAGUAUGAGUCAAGAUGAAGGUGGUGUCUACUCGAAACGCAAAAUGCGUGCGCGACAAUGCCGAAAGGUUUCCUGGGUAAAGUUACCGGUACACACGUUUAUGGCCUAAAGAAGGUGUAAUUGAUCUACACUAUCUCCCCGUCUAGUGUUGAUAGACAGACAAAAAAAAAUAAGAUAUUUUCAAUGCUUCAACUCCAUUCGGAAUUGUCGAGUAGGCUUUCAAAUUUUCAUAAAUUAACCUUUCUGAAAACAUCUCUCUCAGAUCACUUGCGCGUGCGAAGAGGAUUUCGCUCAUAUUUUUACAACUAUUUGGACGAAAUUGCCAUGGCAACGUGUGCAGCCAUUCCUAGUAACGGACCAGGCCUGAUAUAUGCUGUCAGACGGUAAUUAACUGUGUAAUGUAUCAUAAAAAAGUAAUUUGCAUUUAAUUGAGAAAUACAAAGUUCUGCAAUUAUUCUACUUCGAAUCGAGUUAGUAUUGAGACCGAGAAUAUAAGUUUACAUUUGAAGCUCAUUUUUACGAUCCAUUUUAUUCGUGAAAUAUUUAUUGAGUUUAGAGACACAAAGAGGGUCUGGCCUCGGUCAGACUAGUCAGUAAAGGCUAUUAAAUCUCAAAAGCACAACGAUGGUAGAGAACGGUCAUUACCUAACUCAGGAGGAAGGGGAAGGAGCGGUCCGGAGGAAAAUGUACCUGAUCCCUGACCUCUGUAAUAUUCUUAUUACCCCCUUUCCCCAUCCCCCCCUCAUCGGCAAUCAAUUAGCGGUUAAGCUUUUAUGGCCCCUCUUUUAUACUCUGUUGGCAACAACUGACCUUCCUCUGUUCCACCUGGAAGCUUCUGGUUUUUUCAGUGAUAAUGAUGACGAUAUGAUGAUGGUUGUAUUUAACGGUCGGUCAAGCAAAUCCACUUUAUUGACGGGAUUAAUUGAUGUUGUGGUAUUUUGAAGACAGAUUUUUAAUGAAUUGACGAAUUAUUGCCAUAGAACUAUAAGAAAUUUAAGCCCUGCUUCUGCAGAUAUGAUUUGCACCGUCAUUGCUGACCAAAUACCAUAGCUGCUACCUAAAUGUGAUUUAAAUGUGUUCAUUUAGGACCUGUGGAGAGAAACCCGACUGCAAGCACAUCUGUACCGACAAAAAGUUACGAGAACAAGGACCAAAGGAAGUACAUAACCUUACCUGGGAUUGUACUGAGUCUUUACACGUCUACAAAAGGCAACCUGCCCUAGCGGACAAUUAUGAUGAAUAUACAGAUUCUCACAAACUAGGCUUGGCUGUGUUUCGCCAUCAUUCUUGCACUGUGGCUGAUUGUGGUCCAAACUACUGCUGCUGUAGAGCUGUUGCACUAUGA
Molecule: messenger RNA, 1906 nt
Organism: Pocillopora meandrina
Lineage: Eukaryota; Metazoa; Cnidaria; Anthozoa; Scleractinia; Pocilloporidae
Source: the annotation of a GenBank genome assembly